Debaryomyces fabryi is the source of this 1320-nucleotide messenger RNA. RefSeq names its product Enolase 1. Gene Ontology annotation, molecular function: magnesium ion binding; phosphopyruvate hydratase activity. Lineage: Eukaryota; Fungi; Ascomycota; Pichiomycetes; Serinales; Debaryomycetaceae. Gene Ontology annotation, cellular component: phosphopyruvate hydratase complex. Gene Ontology annotation, biological process: glycolytic process. The record is from RefSeq and is a predicted model, not a curated record. The transcript has a single exon. The coding region runs from base 1 to 1320 and encodes 439 amino acids.
AUGGCUAUUUCCAAGGUUCAUUCCCGUUAUGUAUACGAUUCCCGUGGUAACCCAACUGUAGAAGUUGAUGUUACUACUGAAAAUGGUUUAUUCAGAGCAAUUGUACCUUCAGGUGCAUCUACUGGUAUCAACGAAGCCAUGGAGUUGAGAGAUGGUGAUAAAACUAAAUGGCAAGGUAAAGGUGUAACAAAGGCUGUUGAUAAUGUAAACAACACUAUUGCUCCACAGUUGGUAAAGUCUGGUCUUGAUGAAAAGAAUCAACAAGAAAUUGAUUCUUUCUUGUUGAAGUUGGAUGGCACUGCAAACAAGAAGAAUUUAGGUGCAAAUGCUAUACUUGGGGUCUCAUUGGCUGUUGCUAAAGCAGGUGCAGAAGCCAAAAAAGUGCCAUUAUAUAAACAUAUCGCUGAUCUAAGCAAUUCUAAACAAGACAAGUACGUAUUGCCAGUCCCAUUUCAGAAUGUUUUAAAUGGUGGUUCUCAUGCUGGUGGUUCAUUGGCAUUCCAAGAAUUUAUGAUAGCUCCAACUAAUGCGCCAAGUUUUUCCGAUGCAUUAAGAAUUGGUUCCGAAGUUUACCACCAUUUGAAAUCCUUAACAAAGAGUAAGUAUGGCCAAUCUGCUGGUAACGUUGGAGAUGAAGGUGGUGUAGCACCAGAUAUUGAAACUCCUGAAGAAGCGCUUGAUUUGAUCGUUGCUUCCAUUGAAAAGGCAGGUUACAAGGGCAAGGUUGGAAUUGCCUUAGAUGUGGCAUCAUCUGAAUUCUAUAAAGAUGGUAAAUAUGACUUAGAUUUUAAAAAUCCAAACUCAGAUAAGACAAAAUGGUUGUCUGGUAACCAAUUAGCUGAUUUAUAUGAAAGGUUAAUUGAAAAUUACCCAAUCAUAUCAAUUGAAGACCCAUUUGCAGAAGAAGAUUGGGAUGCAUGGUCCAAUUUUUAUCCUAAAGUAGCCUCUAAGUUGCAAAUUGUUGGCGAUGACUUAACUGUUACUAAUCCUAUUUUUAUCAAAAAGGCUAUAGAGAAGAAGGCUGCAAAUGCUUUGUUGUUGAAGGUAAAUCAAAUCGGUACACUUACUGAAUCAAUUAACGCAGCCCAACUUGCUUUCAGUGAUAACUGGGGAGUUAUGGUUUCUCAUAGAUCUGGUGAAACGGAAGACCAUACCAUUGCUGAUAUUGUAGUUGGUUUGAGAACUGGCCAAAUUAAAACUGGUGCUCCUGCCAGAUCUGAAAGAUUGGCCAAAUUAAACCAAAUCUUAAGAAUUGAACAGGAAUUGGGAAGUAAUGCUUUAUAUUCUGGUAAAGAUUUCCAUACUGCUCAAAAUUUGUAA